Messenger RNA from Cyclopterus lumpus (lumpfish), 2092 nucleotides. Its product is annotated as tumor necrosis factor receptor superfamily member 5. Gene Ontology annotation, cellular component: external side of plasma membrane; CD40 receptor complex. The transcript is spliced from 9 exons. NCBI's taxonomy places the organism in Eukaryota, Metazoa, Chordata, Actinopteri, Perciformes, Cyclopteridae. Bases 673 to 1677 code for a protein of 334 amino acids. Gene Ontology annotation, biological process: cellular response to tumor necrosis factor; positive regulation of B cell proliferation; positive regulation of isotype switching to IgG isotypes. Gene Ontology annotation, molecular function: CD154 receptor binding; antigen binding. The record is from RefSeq and is a predicted model, not a curated record.
UGGAAAGUGGGAUGACAGGAAGACACAGCGAGCCAAAAGCCUUUCAGAUCGAUCGUUAACUACAAAACCUCUUUGCAGUGUAAGCUGAGCAGCAUCCCUGCGCCACUGGGACAAAGGUUCAGUGGAAACAAUGGCGAUGAACUGAAAGGAAAGGGUGUAGUGGAGAGAGGAAAUGUCUCAUUGUGCUGCUUUGCUUUGUGCACUAAGUGUGCUAAAAUCAGUCGUUGGGUCCUGUAGCUAUACGGAAACACACACACAGUUUACUUCGCAGUGAGAGGGCUAGGACAGGAAGGAAAUGAGGAGCGACAGACACAAAGAAAGAGACCGAGAGAGAGAGGCAUGGAGGGGAAAACAGCAGAUUAGGGUCAUUGGGGUUUUCCACUGUGUAGGAUUAGAAAAACCAUGAGAAGUAGGUAAGGCAUAAUGAGAAGGGGAAACACAUCUGGAGUCACAGACAGUCGCGACAGCAGAAAGAGAGUAGUAGUCAGAAAAUGAGAACGGGUAAAGACAUUGCACCUUGAAUGACACUCCUUGAGUAAUUAAAUAGCUGUCAUUUCUAAUGGUAUGAGCAGAUUUCAAGGAAGAGUGUAGAGAGAGAUAGUCACUGUAGUCUUCAGCUUAGAUAUUUUACACAGGUGGAGGACUGUAAUCGAAUGGGCAACAACUGCGAAUAUGAAUUGCACAAGUGAGGAUAAGUACACUCAAAAAGAUGGGAGAUGCUGUGAUCGCUGUGCUGCAGGGCAGUACAUGCGUGCUGAGUGUGAUGACACACACACAACCAAGUGUGCUACAUGCGUACUUGGUAGUUACACAGCCACAAAAAAUCACAUGCUAAAAUGUCACGUCUGCAAGGACUGCAGUUCCAUUAACAAUCAGAAGAAAGUAAAGGACUGUACAGCUAAAGAGAAUACGGUGUGUAGGUGUAUGGAGGGUUUCUACUGUAGCAACGAUCCCUGUGACCACUGCUGGGCACUGACCCACUGCCUUCUGGGAGAAGGAGUCAAGGUUCAAGCCGCUCACACGAAUGAUACGAUCUGCGCUCCGUGUCAAGAGGGAACCUACAGCAACGUGACAGACUUCCACUCGGCCUGUCAAACACAUACCAGAUGUGAGGACAUCGGAAGAGUGUUGAAAACUCCAGGAACCCCAAAAACUGACGCUAUCUGUGGCAACUUCAAAUCUCAUUGUUCCUGGAUAUUACCCACAUGCUUGUGGUCCGGACUCUUGUUGACGGCACUCAUCCUGUUUGGUGUCAUCUGCUGGAGGGCAAAACGCAAGUCUUACAAAGCAGAAAAAAAUGAAACCAGGACAUUUUUACAACACCCUUUCAAGUCUACAGGAGCCGACUCCUGUGUGGCCGUUUCUCGGGUUGAAAUGGUGGCAGCGGCACCGAUCACUCAGCUGGAGAAGUCUUUACCGAUCACAGAGAUGAACGGUCACUACCAGGACUGCUGCCCCCUGGAGGGCUGCAAAAUACCACUUUUUAUCCCAGAUGACAGCGUGGUCAGUUGUGACACACAAGAACAACACGUGGACGGCAGCCUCCCUAAAACUCCACUGAAGGCUUCAGUUUCAUUUACUGACUCCAACCACAUCAAUGGGAAUGCUGGAUAUUGCACUGGAAACUUCUUGAGGACCUACUCGGAGCCACAGGAGGACGAGUGGUGUGGCACAUAAUCAAGUAAAUAUUCUUGCAACAGCAUAAUGAGGGAGCUCAGAGUCCUUUUCCGACUUGGAGAUGCUCCAACUAGUUUGAACUGGACCGGUUUAUACCAAAAUAAAACCGAGGAGGAUUUCUCUCUUUCUGAAGAGUUUAGGGGGGCUGACGGUUUGCUGCCCCCUUCAGGACUUUAAUGAAAAGUUCAGCUAAAGUAAUUUGAUAUUUCUGUGAUGCAUUAACAAUGAACAAAACAUAUUCUUUUUAAAUCCCUGUGCAGCUCUGUACCGGAGAACUUUUAGCUACCGCUCAGGGGUGCCUCUAUUAGAGAGUCUGUUAUAUUCUAUAUUUGUAUUACUUUUCAUAUCCCAUGAAAAAGCCCAAACCAACAUUGAAUGCAUCUUUAACGAGUAUGUUUGUGACACCAAUGCCUGG